AUGCUUGGAGAGUCGCUGAUACUCAUGGGAGAGAUUGGAGUGAACGACUAUACCUACGCGUUUUUCGAAGGAAAAAGCAUCGAUGAGAUCAAAGAGCUAAUUCCACUUAUAAUCAACGCCAUAUCUUCUGCAAUUGUGGAUUUAGUAGGUUUGGGAGGCAAAACAUUUAUGGCGCCCGGAACCGUUCCGCUUGGAUGUUUCACGGCGUAUCUUACUCUAUUUCAAACCGUGGUAGAAGAAGAAUACGACCCUGUCACAGGUUGUCUUACAUGGCUCAAUGAAUUCAGUGAGCACUACAACAAACAUCUCAAGAUAGAACUCAAUCGACUCCAAAAGUUCUACCCUCAUGUCAACAUCAUUUACGCCGACUACUACAACUCUAUGUACCGGUUUUUCCAAGAACCAGCCAAAUACGGGUUUAAGAAGAGACCUUUGGCUGCUUGUUGUGGAGUCGGAGGUCAAUACAAUUUCACAGUUAAUGAAGAGUGUGGAAAAAGAGGAGUUAGCUAUUGUCAAAAUCCUACUGAGUAUGUGAAUUGGGACGGUUAUCAUUUAACCGAAGCCACGCACCAGAAGAUGGCUCAUGGUUUACUCAAUGGUCCUUAUGCAACUCCUGCAUUCGACUGGUCUUGCUCUGGUUCAGUGGAUAAAGAGUAUUCUUUCAGCAGUUAA
Molecule: messenger RNA, 672 nt
Organism: Microthlaspi erraticum
Lineage: Eukaryota; Viridiplantae; Streptophyta; Magnoliopsida; Brassicales; Brassicaceae
Source: the annotation of a GenBank genome assembly